UCGCGUAGGACGUCCCUGUGCCAGGGGUGAAUGAAUACCGUUAUCUUUUCCUCUGCACCGUCUCACUUCAUAGGCUUUACCGGGAACUCAAGCUGCAGCUGCAAUUAAGGAACCACGCCUGUUGCUAUUUAAUUUCCCUGAAUUGUAGCACUUAUACGACAGCUCCCUAGAGCUAAAAGAAUAGUUACAGGCUCCCAACCAGAAAUCACACUACUCGUUGAUUUUUUUUUCCUAAAUCCCCCCUUAUUAAUUGUAUUAUCGCGAGAGCCAAUAGUACAAGCCUCCUGGGCUGAUCUUGACCACUGCUGCCGGGCUGGGAGUUAAUAUCCCCGCUCUCUGACCUGGAGCACGCACUAUAGCAGAGAUGGAAUACCUCAUUUUUUUAGUGAUUUCAUCCUCGAUCAAUUUUGCAACUUCUGUCUUGUCCAAUGAUGUUCCUCAAGCCCCUGUGCCAAUUCCUAAAGAGAAAUUGCUCGUCUUAACUGUUGCAACUGAGGAAACAGAUGGUUUCCUCCGCUUCAUGAGGUCUGCUGACUAUUUUAACUACACUGUGAAGGUGUUGGGAAUGGGAGAGGCAUGGAAGGGCGGCGAUGUGGGUCGUUCUAUUGGUGGAGGGCAAAAAGUCAGACUACUGAAGAAUGCCAUGGAGGCUCUGGCUGAUCAGGAGGAUCUUGUUGUCCUCUCUGUGGAUAGCUAUGAUCUUAUCUUUGCUGGGGGACCAGAAGAAAUUCUCAGGAAGUUUCAGCAGGCCAAUCACAAGGUGCUAUUUGCUGCAGAGGGACUGGUAUGGCCAGAUAAACAGCUCGCUGACAAGUACCCCUUAGUCCGCACUGGGAAACGCUACCUCAACUCUGGAGGUAUAAUUGGCUACGCCCCGUACAUAAACAGAAUAGUUUCACAGUGGAACCUUCACGAUAAUGAUGAUGACCAGCUCUUCUACACUAAAAUAUACCUGGACCCAUUACAGCGGGAAUCUCUCAAUAUGACUUUGGACCACAAGUGCCAGAUUUUUCAAAACCUGAACGGGGCUGUUGAUGAAGUGCUUCUCAAGUUUGGAACGGACAGAGUGAGAGUUAGAAACACGGCGUACAACUCUCUGCCAGUAGUUGUCCAUGGCAACGGAAACACCAAAAUGUACUUGAACUAUCUGGCCAACUAUGUUCCCAAUGCAUGGAACUAUGAACACGGCUGUAGCCACUGUGAUGAUGACGUCGUAGACUUUUCUCAGUUAAAAGAGUAUCCAAAUGUGCUGGUUGGAGUAUUCAUUGAGCAGCCAACUCCAUUUCUUCCUGAAUUCUUUCAGCGACUGCUGACCCUGGAUUACCCAAAGGAUAAACUCAAACUCUUUGUCCACAACAAUGAGGUUUACCACGAGAAGCACAUCCAGAGGUUCUGGGAAGAGAACAAGAAUGUGUUCAACAGUUUCAAAGUUGUGGGACCAGAAGAAAAUUUGAGCCAAGGAGAGGCCAGGAAUAUGGCAAUGGAUCUUUGCCGUCAGGAUGCCACAUGCGACUACUACUUCAGCAUAGAUUCUGAUGUCAUGCUGACCAACAGACAGACACUGAAGCUCCUCAUUGAGCAAAACAGAAAAAUAAUUGGCCCCCUUGUCACUCGUCACGGCAAGCUGUGGUCCAACUUCUGGGGAGCCUUGAGUCUGGAUGGGUAUUACGCCCGAUCUGAAGAUUAUGUUGACAUUGUGCAGAGGAAACGCGUGGGUGUGUGGAACAUUCCUUACAUGGCACAUGUAUACCUGGUCAAGGGCAGUGCCUUAAGGAAUGAAUUGAAAGAAAGGAACUACUUUGUUCUGGAAAAACUGGACCCAGAUAUGGCUUUAUGUAGAAAUGCCAGAGAAAUGACCAGUCACAGAGAAAAAGACUCCCCUUCUCCGGAAUCAUUCCAUAUGCUCAGGCCCCCAAAGGGAGUCUUCAUGUACAUAACCAACCGUCACGAAUUUGGGAGGCUCAUUUCCACAGCCAAUUAUAACAUUUCUCAUUACAACAAUGACUUGUGGCAGAUAUUUGAAAACCCUGUGGACUGGAAAGAGAAAUAUAUCCACUCAAACUACACUCGAAUUUUCACUGACAACUACUUGGAGCAGCCAUGUCCAGAUGUGUUCUGGUUCGCGGUCUUUUCAGAGAAGGCUUGUGAUGAACUAGUCGAGGAGAUGGAGCAUUACGGUUCAUGGUCUGGAGGCAAACACCAGGACAAGCGGAUUGCUGGAGGCUAUGAGACUGUGCCGACAGAUGACAUUCACAUGAAGCAAAUUGGGUUUGAGAAAGAGUGGCUGCAUUUCAUCCGAGAGUUCAUAUCACCUGUCACUUUAAAAGUUUUCUCUGGCUAUUACACAAAGGGUUAUGCUUUGAUGAACUUUGUUGUAAAAUACACUCCUGAGAGACAAGCCUACCUGAGGCCCCACCAUGACUCCUCUACCUUCACCAUUAACAUUGCUCUCAAUAACAAAGGCAUAGACUUUCAGGGAGGGGGUUGCCGUUUCCAUCGGUAUAACUGUAGCAUAGAAUCACCGAGGAAAGGCUGGAGCUUCAUGCACCCGGGACGACUGACUCACCUGCAUGAAGGCCUACCCACAACCGGCGGCACCCGCUAUAUUGCAGUGUCCUUUAUUGAUCCUUGAACUACCUGACGGCCUUAUGAUGAAAAC
Pundamilia nyererei is the source of this 2659-nucleotide messenger RNA. RefSeq names its product procollagen-lysine, 2-oxoglutarate 5-dioxygenase 2 (gene plod2). Lineage: Eukaryota; Metazoa; Chordata; Actinopteri; Cichliformes; Cichlidae. The coding region runs from base 365 to 2632 and encodes 755 amino acids. Gene Ontology annotation, biological process: peptidyl-lysine hydroxylation. The record is from RefSeq and is a predicted model, not a curated record. Gene Ontology annotation, molecular function: procollagen-lysine 5-dioxygenase activity; L-ascorbic acid binding; iron ion binding. The transcript is spliced from 20 exons. Gene Ontology annotation, cellular component: endoplasmic reticulum.